AUGGCCAACGCGAUCAACAAGCCCAAGAGGCCUAAUUCCAAGAGGCAGCCCGUCCGCCUCCGCCACAAGAUCCAGAAGGCCUCGGCCGCGAAGCAGCGCAAGGAAAAGAAGCUCGGCAAGAAAAACCCAGAAUGGCGCUCCAAGCUCAAGAAGGAUCCCGGCAUCCCCAACCUCUAUCCCUUCAAGGAGAAGGUUCUCGAGGAGAUUGAGGAGACGCGCAUGCGCAAGAAGGAGGAACAGCUGAAGCGGCGUGAGAUGGCCAAGGCUGCCAAGUCUGGCGUCCUCGGCCAGGAUGGCAUCGACGCUGCCAACAUGCCCGUCGACGUCGAGGACGGCGACGUCGACGGCAUGAACGUGGACGGGGACGGCGAGCUCGACGAGUCCAACCCCAUGGCCGCCCUCCUCGCCACGGCGCGCAAGGCCGCCGAGAAGUACGAAGGCGGAGACAUGGACGAGGAUGACGACGACGACGACGACGACGAAGAGGAUACCAGAAACGUCGUCGACCCUACCUUCAAGAAUGCCACGUCCCGCAAGGCCUACGACAAGAUCUUCAAGCAGGUUGUUGAGCAGGCCGACGUCAUCCUCUACGUUCUUGACGCCCGCGACCCCGAGGGCACCCGCUCCCGCGACGUCGAGCGCGCCGUCAUGGCUGCGGCCGCCGGCGGAAAGCGCCUCAUUCUCGUCAUCAACAAGAUCGAUCUUAUCCCGGCCAAGACGCUCAAGGCCUGGCUCACCCACCUCCGCCGCUUCUUCCCCACCAUGCCCCUGCGCGCCUCGAACCCGGCCCCCAACGCCCACACCUUCAACCACAAGGAGCUCACCGGCCAGAAGACGGCCAGCGACCUCCUGCGCGCCCUCAAGUCGUACGCCGCUGCCAAGAACCUCAAGCGCGCCGUCUCCGUCGGCGUCAUCGGCUACCCCAACGUCGGCAAGUCCUCCGUCAUCAACGCCCUCCUCGGACGCUACAGCAGCGGCAACCGCAGCGCCUGCCCCGCCGGCGCCGAGGCUGGUGUCACCAAGAGCAUCCGCAACGUCAAGAUUGACAGCAAGCUGACCCUCCUCGACUCGCCCGGCAUCGUCUUCCCCUCGGCCUCGACCUCGACCACGGGCGGCCUCGUGUCACUGAAGAACGCUGCCGAGGCUUUCGCCCAUCUCGUCCUCCUCAACGUCGUUCCGCCCCGCCAGAUCGAGGACCCCGUCCCCGUCGUCGUCCGCAAUAUUUGCAUCUUCUUCCCCGGCGGUGUGCCCAACCUGCACUCUGCCGCCAUGACCGUCGUCACGGACUGGCGCGACGGCCGCAUUCAGGGCUGGACUGAGCCGCCCGUGCUCGCCGUCGCCGACGCCAACGCACCCGUUGAUGCUGAUGCCGUUGUCGCUGACGACAUGGCGGCGCCGGACCAGAAGACAGUCGUCACGGAGUGGGCCAAGGAGUUCAAGAUUGAGGGUCUCUGGGGCGAUGACGGUGCUGACGACGAAGUCAUGGAGCAGUAG
This is a messenger RNA of Verticillium alfalfae VaMs.102, 1494 nucleotides long. Its product is annotated as nuclear GTP-binding protein NUG1. The coding region runs from base 1 to 1494 and encodes 497 amino acids. Gene Ontology annotation, molecular function: GTP binding. Gene Ontology annotation, cellular component: nucleolus. NCBI's taxonomy places the organism in Eukaryota, Fungi, Ascomycota, Sordariomycetes, Glomerellales, Plectosphaerellaceae. The record is from RefSeq and is a predicted model, not a curated record. The transcript is spliced from 3 exons.